AAAUCCUUCUCUCCAUCUUUAUUAUCAUUCUAGUUUAUAUUUCAACAUGGUAUCAGAGCCUUCCAUUUCAUGUAGUUUUUCCUUUGAGAUUUCAGUUUAGUUUGUCAUUAUCUCUAUCUCAUUUUAGUUUUCAAACUGUGUUCUUUCUCCAAGAAAUUGAUUUCAGUCCACAGUCUUCAAGAACCUCUGAUCUCAGACUUUUCCAAGAACCUUUUUCCGGAACUUCUUCCCAGAACAUCUUCCCAGAACCUCCCAUCUCAGAAGCCGGCGCGUGACGACGACAUUCUGACUGGAAGCUUCGAACGAAAACCAUCUCCAGACUCAUCAGGGCUUGCUCUAGCAAUGUCCAGGUCUACUUCUUCAUAAUAUUGGAAGCCUGCUUCAUGCUUUCUACACUAGGCGUGGAUAGCAGGAUUUUUCCGCCAUUCAUGAUGACCUGGCGCUAGUAGGAAAAAGGCUGUAAGUUCAUUUAAUAUUUUAUUUCUGAAAAAAAAAAAAUCCAAAAAAAAACUAAAAAAAAAAUUAAAAAAAAUGUCUGGUUCUGACACUGAUACCUCCGCAGUAACACGAAGUCGGCCUUUGAUAGUUUCUGAAGUUAUUCCCAUUAACUUUAAAAUUACUGAGAAUAAACUUUGUGGCUCCAAUUAUUUGAAUGGAGUAAGACUAUCAAACGUUAUUUAAGGAGCAUUGAUAAAUAUACCCACUUAGUUGAUGAUCCGCCAAAUGAGGAUGUUGAUAAAGCUGCUAAUGAUGUCUGGCUUCGUGAUAAUUCUAGAUUAUUUAUCCAGAUUCAGAACUCCAUGGAGAACGAUGUCAUGGGGUAUGUUAGUCAUUGUGAUACUGUGAAAGAAUUGUUUGAUUAUUUGGAAUUUAUGUAUUCAGGCAAAGGUAAUCUUAAUCACAUAUAUGAGGUGUGCAAAGCCUUUUACAGAGCUGAAAUGAAAGAUAAGCCUCUCACGGCUUAUUUUAUGGAUUUCAAGAAAACUUAUGAAGAGCUUAAUACAUUAAUGCCAUUUAGUCCUGAUAUCAAAGUGCAGCAGAAACAACGAGAACAAAUGGCGGUUAUGAGCUUUUUGACUGGUCUUACGACUGAUUUUGAAACAGCCAAAUCACAUAUCUUGUCUGGUGAUGCGGUCUCUUCUCUUCAAGAUGCUUUCAGUAGAGUGCUUCGCACUGACACUUCAUUCACAUCAUUAGCACCUCAGCCAAGCAAUGCUUUUGUAGGGCAAGUCCUCACAUUCCCCAAAGGAGGUGAGAAAUGGCCACACACUGGAUCGAUUGGCAAAGGAGUGGUAUGCAACUACUGUAAGAAACCCGGACACUUGAUCAAAGAUUGUCGAAAACUAAAGUUCAAAAAUCAAGGAAAUCAAGUUGCUCACAUUGCUUCCGCUACAUAGCCACCUGAUGGCUCAAUCAUUAUGUCUUCUGAGGAAUACACCAAAUUUCUUUGCUACCAGGAGGCUCUAAAGCAUUCAUCUACUCUUAUCUCAGUUGUCGCUAAUUCAGGUAAUCCAAACACAUGUCUUGUGUCUUCAUCCUCAAAAUGGGUUAUCGAUUCAGGGGCAAAUCAUAUGACAGGAUCUGGUGACAAAUCGGGUUAUUGGUAAAGGAUAUGAGUCAGCUGUUCUCUAUCUCUUGGAUACAUCCUUACCCAAAUCCAUCUCUUGUCUUGGAGUUGGAACUGUGUUAGAGGCUCAUUAUCGACUAGGCCAUCCCUCUCUCCCGUUGUUAAAGAAACUUCAUCCUCAAUUUAAUAAGGUGUCAUCUUUACAGUGUGAUUCAUGUCAAUUUGCAAAACAUCACCGAACUAGUUUAAGUCCCUGAGUCAAUAAACGAGCACACGCUCCUUUUGAACUUGUUCAUUCUGAUGUUUGGGGCGCUUGCCCUGUUGUGUCCAAAACUGGUGUUAAAAAUUUUGUUACCUUUGUUGAUGAUUAUUCUCGUAUGACUUGGAUAUAUUUCAUGAAACGUCGUUCUGAGUUAUUUUCUCAUUUUUGUGCCUUCUGUGCUGAAAUUAAAACUCAAUUUAAUGUACAUGUUCGUAUUUUAAUGGGAGACAAUGCUCAAGAAUAUUUGUCAUCCUCAUUUAAGUUGUAUAUGGCUCAACAUGGCAUCAUUCAUCAAACUUCAUGUGUAGACACACCUCCCCAAAAUGGAGUUGCUGAACGAAAGAACAGGCAUCUAUUAGAAAUUGCGCGGGCUCUUCUAUUCCAAAUGAAUGUGCCUAAACAGUUUUGGGCAGAUGUUGUGUCUACCGCAUGUUUUUUGAUCAAUAGAAUGUCAUCUACUGUUUCGGAUGGUAAAACUCCAUAUCAGUGCCCAUUUCCAAAUAAUGAAAAUUUUCCCAUCCCUCCUAAAAUAUUUGGUUGCACUUGUUUUGUACGAGAUGUUAAUCCCCAUUUAACAAAGUUAGAUCCCAAGUCAUUAAAGUGCAUUUUCUUAGGCUACUCUCGAGUUCAAAAGGGUUACAGAUGUUUUUGUCCAAGUACGGGUCGAUAUCUUGUUUCAAUUGACGUCUCCUUUUAUGAAAAUACACCGUUUUCAUCAACAGAGACAAAUAUUUGUAGGGAGAAUGAUGAUAUACUCAUUUACACAGUCACUAUACCCGAGUCCACUGCUUCAGCCGCUGUUCCACAUGUUACUUUUCCUGAGCCUAGGCUCCCGGUACACCGGGACGAGGUAUUGUUUAUCAAAAUCAUAAUCACAUGAGAAUAGAAUGCUUUGCAGAUGCUGAUUGGGCUAGAUCUAAAGAUGAUAGAAGAUCCACAACUGGCUAUUGCGUCUUUGUUGGUGGUAAUCUCGUCUCUUGGAAAAGUAAGAAGCAGAAUGUGGUUUCUCGUUCGAGUGCUGAAUCAGAAUAUCGGGCUAUGGCACAAUCGGCAUGUGAGAUUAAUCUGGAUAAACCAUUUAUUGAGUGAAAUCGGACUGAAGACACCAAUGCCUGCUAAACUCUGGUGUGAUAACCAGGCUACUAUACACAUUGCCAACAACCCAGUGUUUCAUGAGAGAACAAAACAUAUUGAGGUCGAUUGUCACUGUGUUCGAGAAAAGAUACAACAAGGAUUGAUCUCUACAGGACAUGUGAAGAUGGGAGAGCAACUUGGAGACUUGUUCACUAAAGCACUAAAUGGAAUUCGUGUUGGUUAUUUAUGUAACAAGUUGGGCAUGAUAAAUAUCUAUGCUCCAACUUGAGGGGGAGUGUGAAAGACAUUGGAAUAUGUUGUAUAAUAUGCUUUAGAAUAUUCUUCUAUCUUUAGAAUAUGCUUUAGAAUAUAACUCUAGGAUAUUAUUAUUGUAUAGCAUCUUAUAGGAAUAUUCUAUCUUUGUAAUGUAUAUAUAUAGGGACUUAACCCUCCAAAGAAAAUACACAGAAAAUCCUUCUCUC
Molecule: messenger RNA, 3385 nt
Organism: Cuscuta epithymum
Lineage: Eukaryota; Viridiplantae; Streptophyta; Magnoliopsida; Solanales; Convolvulaceae
Source: the annotation of a GenBank genome assembly